AUGUCUCUUUAUCUGCUGAAGCUCAUUAGAACCUCCUUUUCGGGAAAUCUUGGAGGGUGCAAGUAGUUGGUCGUGUUUUUGCUUGUCUCAUCCUGUUGAAACCCGAGGGAAAACAAGCACUAGGAAUGUGUUCAAGGGGUCCAGGCUCAGUAGAGGCUUUUAAGAAGUUUCUUUUGCUGCCUGUCACCCUCAAUUCCCUUACCCCACAGGGAUGUGCAGAUGGAGGCUGGAGGAGACACUACUGCCCCAGCCCCUGGGGACGCGGAGGACUUGGAGGACACUCGGCUCCCCAGUGAGGAGGAUGGAGAGGAUGGAGAGGUUCACGAGGCCCCGCCGGAUCCUGGGGACGGGGACCUGGAGAAAACAGAAUCCGAGACGAAGGAUCAGCCAUCCAGCCUGCUGUCACCACUGCCCCAAACAGAGGCCCCAUCAUGCAACUGUGGGCUUUGGGAUCCUGCAGCCUCAGAGAAUAGUCCCGUGGGUGGCGCUGAGAGUGGCUCUGGGGGCCAGGGCGGGGACCCCAGUGAUGAGGACUGGCGCAGCAAGCGAAAGCACGUGUUUGUGCUGAGCGAGGCAGGCAAGCCCAUCUACUCAAGGUAUGGUAGCGUGGAGGCUCUGUCGACGACCAUGGGUGUGAUGACGGCCCUCGUGUCCUUCGUGCAGAGUGCAGGAGAUGCCAUCCGCGCCAUCUACGCUGAGGACCACAAGCUGGUGUUCCUACAGCAGGGCCCACUGCUGCUGGUGGCUGUGUCGAGGACUCCUCAGUCGGCAGCCCAGCUCCGCGGGGAGCUGCUGGCCGUGCACGCACAGAUCGUGAGCACGCUGACCCGUGCAAGCGUGGCCCGCAUCUUCGCGCGCAAGCAGAACUACGACCUCCGCCGCCUGCUGGCCGGUUCAGAGCGCACGCUAGACCGGCUUCUGGACAGUGUGGAGCGGGACCCCGGCGCCCUGCUGUUGGGCGCCGUGCGCUGUGUGCCCCUGGCCCGCCCACUGCGCGAAGCCCUGGGUGCGCUGCUGCGACGGUGCACGGCGCCCGGCCUGGCCCUCUCGGUGCUGGCCAUCGGAGGUCGACUGGUGACAGCGGCCCAGGAGCGGACUGUGUUAGCCGAGUGCCGGCUGGACCCCGCCGACCUGCAGCUGCUGCUCGACUGGGUGGGGGCGCCGGCCUUCGCUGCGGGGGAGGCGUGGGCACCUGUGUGCCUGCCCCGCUUCAAUCCGGAUGGUUUCUUCUACGCCUACGUGGCGCGCCUGGACGCCAUGCCCGUGUGCUUGCUGCUGCUUGGCACUGACCCUGAGGCCUUCCAUGACAUGGCCACCUGCCGGCGCCUGGUUGAAGAGGGCAUGCACGCCCUUGGUGCCGUGCGGGCCCUGGGGGAGGCUGCCAGCUUCUCCAAUGCCCCAUCAGCCAGUGCUCCUGCCUACAGCGUUCAGGCUGUGGGGGCACCGGGCCUCCGGCACUUCCUCUAUAAGCCACUGGAUAUCCCCGACCAUCACCGGCAGCUGCCCCAGUUUACCAGCCCUGAGCUGGAGGCCCCGUACAGCAGAGAGGAGGAGCGACAGCGCCUGUCCGACCUGUACCACCGUCUGCACGCGCGCCUCCACAGCGCCUCCAGGCCCCUGCGUCUCAUUUACCACGUGGCCGAGAGGGAGACGCUGCUGGCCUGGGUGACUUCCAAAUUUGAACUCUAUACCUGCCUCAGCCCGCUGGUGACAAAGGCAGGUGCCAUCUUGGUAGUGACCAAACUCCUGCGCUGGGUGAAGAAAGAGGAGGAUCGACUCUUCAUCCGUUACCCACCCAAGUACUCCACACCCCCAGCUGCCCCAGCUCCCUCUACAGACCAACCUUCCCAUAAUGGCUUGUUCACUGGACCUUGAGUGGCAGAGUUCUUAGAUUGGGCCGUGCUGAGAAGCACCACCUUUGGCUUUUACCUUCUGCCUCCAGCCUGGAAAUGGGGCAGGAGGACACAGGAAAGGCUGCUUCCCCAGUCCAGUGAUGCUCCUCCAGCUCUGGGGACAUCCUUGGGCCCCUCUGCCCUGUUCUCCCUCUGCCCCACCUCUUCCACUUGGAUGACAUCCCUCUGUCAGAGGCUCUCUCCCCCAGUCCUGGGCACCACACCCUCUGUCCUGCAGCAGGAGUUGGCCUCCUGGUGGGCUGUGAGCCCUGAGUGUCCAGGGUUGGCCAGGGUCCCUUUGGGUGGUCCACAGGAACUCUGGAAUUGGGAAUGCAUGGCCAGCCUUUAUGAAAGGCUUUAAGAAAGAAACCGUACCUAAAAGACCUCAAAUCACUUUUAACAAGGACAUCCCUUUGCCCUUCACCUACUUCAUCUUCACCCAGUCAGAAGUGACCCCCGUCAAUGUUGGCUGCUGGUGGUGGAGAAGGUGGCCUUCUGGGCAGAACACCUGACUGACUUCACACCUGGCUGAGAUCCAAACGGUGUGCAUGGGAGGCACGCUUGGCUUCUGAGGCUCGUUGAACUCACCCGUGAAGUGCAGAGAACCUCGCAUCAGCUGUCACGCGAGGAUCUGUGAACAACGAAAAGGGACUCGAACUCUUGGGUACCACUGCACAGUUCACAUAUGUGUGUCUCGUACUUCCAACCUGCACACGUAGCAACCUAGAGUGGGAAAGGCCUCCCUAGAGUUCAUGUGCGUGGGCACAGCACUCCCUUCUCAACCGACCAAGACCUGGUCGUGCCCUACAGUAGAGUUGGCGGACCUUGGGGUGUACGCAUGCGCGCCGUCGUUC
Molecule: messenger RNA, 2746 nt
Organism: Lontra canadensis (Northern American river otter)
Lineage: Eukaryota; Metazoa; Chordata; Mammalia; Carnivora; Mustelidae
Gene: MON1B
Product: MON1 homolog B, secretory trafficking associated
Exons: 5
Coding region: 220-1875 (551 amino acids)
Biological process (GO): protein targeting to vacuole; vesicle-mediated transport
Source: RefSeq, a predicted model, not a curated record